AUUCAUGACCAAUAGGGUUGAAUUUCAAUAUAAACGGGGUACACUAAAAAUAUUCAUAUUAUAUACAUAUUUGAUUUAAUUCUAUUUUGGAUGAAAGGAAAUUCGGUCUUCUGACGUAAAUGUUGACAUAGCUACCCAACAUGAAAUAGGUCAAACUUUGAACUAUUUAAACAGGCGAUAACACAUAAAUAGUGUAUACAGGCCGACACGCCGCACAGGUAUUUAAUCACGGGACUAGACGGAAGGUCGAAAGAACAGGGAGGCCAUGUUGGAUUUUCAGUAAACUGCUCGUGUGAUCCCGGCGUCAGAAAUGCAUCCCCGGCGCAGUGCUCAGGAAGUCCUAUUGUGUAACCUCUGUGAAACUGCCGCCCUACAUAGUCGUUGUGAAGUUUGUAAUAUUAAUCUAUGUAAGGCCUGUGUUGGGGACCACCUCUCAGAUUCCUCUAAACAACACAAUGUUAUGCCCUUUUUGCAACGAAAGUCUACACCUAACUACCCGAAAUGUCCCAAACACGCCAACGAACUCUGUAAACAUCACUGUGAGAAGUGUGACAUUCCUGUCUGUAUUACCUGCGUCUCCUCAGGUAAACAUAGAGGUCACAAGUUAUCAGACUUUCUUGAGAAACUCAGUGCUAAAACACAAAAUUUACAAAAGGAUUUAAAGGAACUCGAGACCAGAAUUUAUCCCCGAUAUCAAAAAAUAGCGUCCGAUGUCCAAACUGAAAAAGCCAAAAUAGAAACAAAUUACGGGAAAUUGACAACAGCUACCGAGCAAGAAGGUGAAAUUUUACACCGGGAGAUCACCACCAUCGUCAACCGACAGAAAUCAGACAUUCAGGAGAUGAAAAACAAACACCUAUAUACCCUGAAUAAAAAUACAGAAGAAAUCAUACAGAAAAUUACUGAACUCAAGCAGAUCAUUUCCGACUUGAAAUCAAUACUAAAAUCAAAUGACGUCUCCUUAACCUCUACUUACAAAUCUAGAAAUUCCGAAUUUAGAACAUUACCGCCUAAAGUCCAAGUUACAUUGCCGAGUUUUACUCCUCAGAAAAUAAACACAGACCAGCUCCGGGAAAUGUUUGGUUCUCUGUCACCAUUAUCCAUUAACACAGAACAUGGCGACACAAUGAAGUCAGCAGAAGCUGUACCGUCUCCUCCAGUCAAACCAUUGCUUGAUGAACCUCGCCUCACCGCCACCAUAGACACUGAGUAUAGCUCACUAUGCAGUGUUAGCUGUCUCAGUGAAGAUCAAAUUUGGACAUGCGGGGAUAACGAAACCAUGAAGCUCCUCAACCUCCAGAGUAAACUAAUGACAUCAAUAAAAACGAAGUCAGGGAAAAAACUAUCAGAUAUAGCAGUGACAAGGGACCGAGAUCUUGUGUAUACUGAUUAUAGUAAUAACACUGUAAACCUAAUUAGGAAUAAAAAGAUACGGACCGUUAUCACACUACAGGGGUGGAAACCUCACAAUGUCUGCUGUACCGCCUCUAACGAUAUCCUGGUUACCAUGGUCAGUAAUGAUGGAAAACAAUCCAAAGUUGGGCGUUACUCUGGCUCAACAGAAAAACAAAGCAUUCAGUUUGAUGAUCAAGGUCGUCCGCUCUAUUCAGCUGGUCGUUAUAUCGAUAAAUACAUUAGUGAGAACAAGAAUCUGGAUAUAUGUGUGGCUGAUUGGGCAGCUAGAGCAGUAGUGGUGGUCAAUCAGUUAGGAAAACUCCGAUUUAGAUACACUGGUCAUCCCUCUAAUACCGAACAAUCAUUUACUCCAGUCGGCAUUACUACAGACAGCCAGAGUCACAUCCUGACAGCAGACUGUGACAAUCACCGUAUCCACAUUCUAGAUCACGACGGACAGUUCCUCCGUUACAUUCACUGUGAUUUAUGCGAUCCAUGGGGUUUAUCUGUUGACAUCAGAGACAAUCUCUUUGUGGCUGAGUAUUACACUGUUAAAGUGAAGAAAAUCCAAUAUAUGUAAAAACAGUGUUAAUUACACAUAUGAGCACAGUGUUAAUUACAUCUAUCAAAAUUGUGUCAAUUACACUUUUCUGCAGUGCUAUUUACAUCAGUGUGUUGAUUACAACUGCCUGUUAAUUACAGUUCUUUGUUAAUUACAACCCUGUGUUAAUUACAGCUCUGUGUUUGUGAUGUGUAAUGUACUUGUGUUUGUGAGUUUAACUGAUAGAACACUAGUAUCGCAAUGCUUUUUACUAAUUAUAUCUUACAAUAUCAAUAUCAUUAUGUUUAGUGGAACAUUAUUAAUUUUAGAAAACUAAUUCCUAAUUUGACUGUGUUACUAAUUAUCUAUAUACAAUCUUUUGUGGACUAGUUUGACUGUUACUAUUUAUCUAUCUAUAUACAAUCCUUUGUGCACUAAUUUGACUGUGUUACUAGUUAUAUAUCUCUAUACAAUCUUUUGUGGACUAAUUUGACUGUGUUACUACUUAUCUAUAUACAAUCUUUUGCUGACUAAUUGGACUGUGUUACUAGUUAUCUAUAUACAAUCUUUUGUGGACUAUUUUGACUGUGUUACUAGUUAUCUAUAUACAAUCUUUGGAGGACUAAUUUGACUGUGUUACUAGUUAUCUAUAUACAAUCUUUUGUGGACUAUUUUGACUGUGUUACUAGUUAUCUAUAUACAAUCUUUGGAGGACUAAUUUGACUGUGUUACUAGUUUUCUGUUUUUAUACAGUUUGUUGUGAACUAAUGUGACUGUGUUACUAGUACUUAAAUAUUGUUAUUUUGUUUGUUUAUUUUAUCUUUCAAUAUGCAUGUCACUUUUCAAUGUGUGUAUUAUAGAUAAACAUGAUUAAGA
Ostrea edulis (European flat oyster) is the source of this 2812-nucleotide messenger RNA. RefSeq names its product E3 ubiquitin-protein ligase TRIM36-like. NCBI's taxonomy places the organism in Eukaryota, Metazoa, Mollusca, Bivalvia, Ostreida, Ostreidae. The coding region runs from base 311 to 1975 and encodes 554 amino acids. Gene Ontology annotation, molecular function: ubiquitin-protein transferase activity; protein binding; zinc ion binding. The record is from RefSeq and is a predicted model, not a curated record. Gene Ontology annotation, biological process: positive regulation of DNA-templated transcription. The transcript has 2 exons. Gene Ontology annotation, cellular component: chromatin; nucleoplasm.